Messenger RNA from Amoebophrya sp. A120, 14576 nucleotides. NCBI's taxonomy places the organism in Eukaryota, Dinophyceae, Syndiniales, Amoebophryaceae. The record is from the annotation of a GenBank genome assembly.
AGUGAAGAAGCGAGCAUCGAUCUAGAAGAAGCGACACACCAUAUUGUGAGGAAAGAUCGCCCCUCCCCAUAGUACACACAAUGGAUAAUUUGUGAUGCUGAUUCCUGACCACAAAUCAACCUUUUCUUGCAUACGAGGCAAGUGGGGGCCGUUUUGCGCAUUCCACAGCCAACCUGUCGCGCGCUUGUGACACCUGCUGCAAAGCUGUCUGACGUGCCUGACUGCUAGCCUUUUGUAUAAAAGUAUCCAGUCCUCAGACUAUCCAAGGAAAUAACGCCGGCAAGCGCUUGCUGCAGUAUUACAUUACAGCGCUGAAAAUUUGUGUACAGAUACUCAUUCCAGCAACACAAAUUAUUCCGUUUUUUGUACUUGGUAGGGUUUUUUUUUCACUUUGAUAGACCCUGUAGCACACCGACCUUCCCCGGUCACCUUCGGUGUUGAGUACAGUUUGUUUCGUUGAUAAAGUAGAGGCGUGCUUUUUCCUUCUGUUCGAUUAAAUUAGGGUUGCAAAUAAAUCGCUUUUUUCAAAAUAAACCACUAUCCCAACUGUUAAGAAAAAAAAACGUCGCUGUUGAAAAGGUACAACUUGCCUACUACAGCUCAAACUUUACACUUAUCUCCAAACGUCGAACACUCAAGAAACUUUGCUUUUUCGUUCUUUUUCAUCAAAAAAGUUUUCAACUACAACAAGUACCGCGUCGCCGGGUACUAGAGUUCUUGCUCUAUUCGACUAGAACCACGAAGACGCCGAUACGAACACUCGCUGCGACUGCACGACCACGACUUCGAGGGGGGAUAGAUAACAAGCCUAUCUCCUCGGUCGUCACUGCAGGAACCACGGGAACGAGUUCUGGUACUUAUCACUCUCCGGGGGAUAUCAAAGCCGCCCGCACGCCAAAACUCAGCCUUCCCGUCGAAGAACCGGGCGCGAAGAGGAAUUUUUGAAACGCCUUCUACUUGCUUCUCGUUGCGGGUCGGAGAGGUUUUCCAACCGAGAAUGCAGGAGCGCAAAGCCAUGCGGCCGCCCGGUGGACCCGGACCCCCCUUACCAAGUGCAAAAAUCUCUGGGUCUGGAAGAGUGCAACUUGUGAUGCUGCAAUUGGAUUUCAAAAAAAUCUCUAUUGCAUAUGUAGCAAAGGGAACAAUGUAGUUUUUUCUACGCUGAGAAGGCAUUUGUCAUGCGGAACAGGCAUCAAGAAGCCCUUAAAAAAUCAGUAUCGCUAGGGUAUGCAUCACAGUCAUCACGGCUCAUGCACAGCGUGCAUGACAAGUGUCGGAAUCUUCCAGACCCAGACAUUUUUCCAGUUGAUACUCCUGUUUUUCCUGGCGGGCGGUGUUGCCCGCGGCAGCCGUUUUCGCGCCGACUCUAUGCAAAGGAAAAAUUCUCCCUCCCCAUAUCAAAUUGCAGAUCUGUGAUGCAGGAUUUGUGUUCACAAAUGAAAUCUGCUUUGUCUUGCAGUACCUAGAGGACUGCACGCAGAUGCAAAGCCGGAGUUUGAUCUUUUUGGCGUAGGCGCCUAGAGCAAGGGAGACUUAUCCUCUGCGUGGUGCCAUACAGCAUUACAAAUUGCGGCCCGCAAAGGCACGCGGCGGGGUCUCUGGUUUUGCCUUCUUGCAAUACAGAGACGACUUGUGUCCGCAAAUCAGCAUCACAGUAUUGUCUCUCUUCAGUAUGGGGAGGGGAUGGGAUUUUUCCUUACGAUCGACUCUGCUCGCCAACGGCGCCAAGAAGCUGAAGUAUCAAAUGUAAAAAUGUCUGGGUCUGGAAGAGUCCAUGUUUGUCAUGCGUGUCUAGCAUGACUCUCAAAUCUGUCAUGCACGUCACCCAAGAGCGCCACUUUUCUGUGAUGCAGAAACGCAGUUUGUCAUGCAGAAUAGGCAACACCUAGAAGCUCAGAAACUUCUCAUGCUGAGCCAGCACUUGUGGCUUCCUCAUGAUAUGCCACCCAGCACCACAAGUUUCCAGACUCAGACAUUUUUACAUUUGAUAUGAAGCACACGGGGUUCAUGGCCCCCUACGACACGCACACGACGGCAAUAUCAACUGCAAAUAUGUCUGGGGCUGGGAGAUUCCGAGAUUUGUCAUGCAUAUUUUGCAUGACCCAUGAUGUUGCCUGUGAUGCAUGACCUAGCAUCGCAGAUAAUUUUUAAAGACACUUCCUGAUGCCUAUUCCGCGUGACAAAUGCCCUCCCCGCGUAGCACAAACUGGACUCCUCUUUUGCUGGUCACGCAAUACAGAUUUUUUAUAGAUGAUUCCAAAGUUGGCAUCACAAGUUCCAACCUUCCAGACGACCGAGACAUGUUUGCAACGCAUAGGCAACGGCGGUGAGCAACGAUGGCACUGGGAUGAUCCAGGAACAUCUCGAUCCGGACGAGGCAGUCGACGGACGACGAGUAUACAACUAUAGCUAGAUUUAUAAUGCUAUUGCUGAGAGAGAGAGCUAGGCUAUAGGUAUAGCUUGAUCAGCAUGGUGAAGGCGGGGAGCGGUGGCGGCUGGAGUGAGCUGUGCCUCUUGCAGGCUUUGCAGCAGUGUGUUCUUAUUUCCUUCCUGCAAUGCACCAUGAUGAUCAACAUGCUGCGUUCGCAGCUACAUCUGCAAUAGCUCUCUUUGACUCUAGGGCAGACUGGGGCCAGAGCUAGCCCACCUCUUGCCCUUCGCCGUUGAUCCCGGCGAGAGUGAAAAGAAGCCACCUUUUUUGAGCAAAAAUAGCCGACAGCUGCUGCAAGUGCUAACCUGGUAAGCAAACUGCAGCACAGAUAAGUGCUGCUCAAGAAAGUGCACAGAUAGAAUGCCCUGCGAAGUUGGCCCGAGGGGAGAAGAGCGACGCCCAUUGUUGUCCUAGGCCCGCUUACAUUCUGCCGAAAAGGCCUGGAGAAUGAACUCACGCGCCUGCCGAGCAGGCACGUCAAAGCUCUUGGCCUGGUCCUUUCAUCCUUGCGCGCCUUCAUCUUGCCGAUACUGUAUGUGUUUCGCGGCUCUGAUUUUUGGCUUCUUCGCCGCGGCUGCUGCAGUGCUCUUAUGCGAGCACAGGGAUACGAAAAAACAUGGCCAAAGAACGACGCCCAGGCCAUGUCUAGCUGCCCGCCGCGUGAUCGCCUGCGACUUUUGCGAUGUGCAGAACCCACUUCCCAGAAGGGCGAGAGGGACAAUGUCCCGGCAGUCACCUCCGCUGCUUGUCAUGCAAAAUUCACGUACAAAUUCUUUCACAAAUCCAGGAGCAUCUCGAUCCGGAGGCAGUCGACGACGCUGGCAAGGACGAGUAUGGAAGCGUCAGGACUGAAAUCGUCAAGCUUGAAAUAGUUUGUGAUGCAUAAAACGCAACCCACAAAUAUAAUGCCUGUCUUGCAGAGUAGGCAAGGGAGGCAGGUUGUGAGCCUGUUGAGGAGAAGAAAUAGAGCUGCUAAAGUAGCAUCACAAAAGGCGUCUUCCUCACCCAAACAGCAUGACAAACUGGAUUUUGGUUCUACUCAAAUUUGUCAUGCGCCGCUUAGAAAUUGAGCUUCCAACUGGCAUCCAUUUUCUGCAUGACAAAUCGUUUCAACUUUGUCGAUUUCAAACCUGCCGCUUCCAUAACGACGAACAGGUGGACCACGAAGCUGCAUGGGAACCUGCUCUGGAGCCGGACACGAUGGCCGCGGGCAUGCUGGAAGUGCCUAUCCAGUGCAAAUAUGUCUGGAUGUCUGGAAGGUGGCAAGAACUUGUCAUGGUAAAUCUGAAUCAUGCAAAAAUCUGUGGCGCAUGAGUGCCAAAAGCUGUCCACUUUCGACCGUAUUGGGAGGGAGUUUCUCACGCAGGAUAGGCAUGACAGCGACCGCAUAGAAUCUGUCAUGGUGGGUCGAGCAUUCCUGACGUGACCUCAGUCAUGGGUCAUGGAGAACCUGCAUGACAAGUGUUGCGUUCUUCCAGAGGUGGACCCAGACAUAUUUGCGGUUGAUAGUGCCGGGGGAGCUGCAAGAACUCCCGGUGGAUGGCGACCAAGAAUUUGCCGAAGGGGGGCCCGUAUGGAAUGCAAAUAUGUCUGGGUCUGGAAGAUUCCCAGGUUUGUCAUGCAUGUUUUGUAUGACCCAUGGCGCCUGUGAUGCAUGACCUAGCAUCGCAGAUUUUUAGGGGGCUUACUUAUGCCUAAUCCGCAUGAGAAAUGCCCUUUCCGUGUAGCAGAAACUGGGCUCCUCUUGCUAGUGAAGCAAUACAGAUUUUUUUAGGAUCCAAGAACAGCAUGACAAGUUGCAAUCUUCCAGACCCAGACACUUUUACAUUUGAUAGCCCGCCCCCGGCGACGAUCUGGAGCCGGAUUUGAACGCCGCCGCGGCCAUGUAUGGAUGUGUCAGGAUCGAAAUCGACAAAAUCGAAAAAUUUGCGAUGCAUAAAAUGUAGGGCACUGAAGGCCUGUAUUGGGGAGCAGGCAAAUGAGACCGAUUGCAAGCCUGUGUAGGGGUAUGCAAUGUGCUGCCAGAGUAGCAUAACAGGAGCAGAAGUCUUCUUCGCCCAAACAGCAUGACAGACUGGAUUUGAGUGCUCCCGAAAUUUGUCAUGCGCCACUUACAAACUGAGGCUCCAAUUGGUAUCGAUUUUAUGCAUCACAAAUUUUUCGAUUUUGCUAAUUUCGAUUCUGACACUCCCAUACCAUGCUGGAAGUCCUGCCCGCGAGGACGCUGCAGCCUGCGAACGACACAACGGCGCCUGGGCAGCAAAUGGAAAUGACCAUUAGCGCUGAAAGUGACGACCUGGCGGCUCCGGUGUCGGGAUCCUUUGUGGAAACUGGUAUGCAACUUGCUGCCGUCGAUCUUGGCGCACCACGCGGCCUGGAAGCGUGGACAAACUUUGAUCCGGAGUCGAACAGCACCUCGGCCAUUAUGGAUGUGUCAUGAUUGAAAUCGACAAACUUGAAAUAAUUUGUACUGCAUAUAAAUGGAUAAAACUAAAAGUUGGGGCCCAGUCUCCAACUGGCGCAUGAUAAAGUUGGGUAGAGCCGAAAUCCAGUUUGUCACGUUGUUUAGGUAAGGAAGACGCCUGUUGUCAUGCUACUGUAGCAGCUCAGUUUCUACCCCUCAACAGGCUCGCAAUCUGCCUCACUUGCCUACUCUGCAGGACAGGCACUCUGUGGGCAGCAUUUUAUGCAUGAGAAACUAUUUCAACUUUGACGACUUCAAUCCUGACGCUUCCACAGCCAUGCUGGAGGUGCCGCCUGACGUCGAGCUCAGCGAAAACGCGACCGGGACCGCCCCGCUGGCUGCGGGACAAAUGCAAAUGACAAUCAGCGGCGAACGCGCCGACCUCACGUCGGCGGUGGCGGGCUCGUUUCUCGAGGCUGCUACCAGCAUCGACAUUGCCAACCUCAGGAACUGGGCGGUUGCAGUGUCACGGAACGGUCACGGAGAAUGCGCCUGUUCCGCCGACGUAAUCGUGGAAUUUUGGACGCAGCUCUUCGGGAGGCCGUCGUCUGGCGCUCCUGGGCCCGUUUUCCAGCCUCCACGUGUGCCCGGGUUCUGGCCUUCCCCGUCCAUCGGAGGGCUGCUGGACUUGUGUCCCAACCUCCUUCUUCACGUGGGGUGCUGGGUGCCGCGCACGUUGUCGCAGUACACGAAAGUGGGCCUGCUCAGCGGCCAAGUGCUGCCCCUGCCAGUCCAGUCUUCUACUGACCACAUUAGCCCCUUUGGUCUUGCCAUCACCCAGAAGAACCAUCCUGCAGUAAUGCAGAUGCUUUACUUCUCGUGUUCCCAGCUCCCAGGCGGAAAACCCGAACUUGAUCCGACCGGCGUGAUACUGCCUAGCAACGGCGGAAUUCCGGGCUCCGAGUUGCAUCUAGCCGGAACAGCCUACCGCGACUGGGUGUUUAUGCAAGCCUGGGAGCGCGAAAUCAACUUGAAGGCGGGAGCGAGCCGAAACAAGAGGGAGUACGAUCUCAGCGACUUUAAGAGCGUGCAGCCCUACAAAAAGAUUCACGACGAACAGAUAACCAAGACGGUCAGCCAGGUGUACGUUUUCAGCACAACUGCCGCAGGUCCACCUUCCGUCGAUGCCCUGCGCGCCAUCGAUCACGCCCGCAAAACGCAUCUGCAAAACCUUCAAAGACUGUGCGACGCGAACAACGCGGAGCCGGGCAGUGACGCGGACCUGCGCAAUGGUUGCGUUCGCUUCGAAGUCUACUUCCUACCACGUUGGCAACCGAACGAUGCCGCCCCAUUUUUCACGCUGCUGCAUGUGCGUUUCACGUCCAUCAGGCGGAGCCGCGAGAGACUUGAGCUUGAGCCCGAGUGGCGUCAGCAGAUGAUGACCCAGCUGGGGCAGAUGCGCACCGAAUUCGAGGGAGUGGGAAUUUCUUUAUUCCAAGCUGAGCUUAGCGACUCGUGGUCGCAGAACGCGCGGCUGCGGAGCAUGUAUGUUACGGAUCAGAAGGGGCAGCAGUUCUCGACGGCCCCAUUCGCUCAUCCUUUACGGCAAGAAACGCUGCGAAUCCGGGAACGGGGCACAACGAUUGGCGCAACAGCCUUCUUUGCAUUCAAGCCUCCCAGUGAGCUCCCUCCAGCCAAGCGGAAUGAGUAUCCCGACAAGAUCAAGCACUUAGUGUGGAACCUUGGAGGCCCGCUUACUUUUCGAUGCCAACGUGUGGAGUUUGGAUGCCUCUACUACGAUAUUUUUGUGACUGAUAGUUGCAUACGUCACUGGACUUCUUUUGACAAAGGAGGCAGAGGCCCGCAGCACAGCGACACUUCCCAAUGCGUCGUCGUCUUUCACGAAGCUUUUGCGAAUUCGGAAGCCGCACAGGCUGGUGCACCCCAGGACCCACACUAUUCUGGCCGGCUGGAAGAGCUGCGCACUUGGAAGCGCAGCCCCGAGGCACAGCAGUUCCUCCAGGAUGCAACGCAUCCCUCGCGCGUCAGAGCCUUCGGAGGAAUGACGCUGUUGGACUUGGUAUCACAAUUGAAAAUUGUUCUAAACGUCAUCUCCCCCGACAUGUUCAAACAGCGUGACGCUACUAAACGCGCCAAAACUCAAGCGAGGUGCUGACAGCCAAUUCACCUACCUGCGCCGCUUCUCGGGUGAGGCUUAUCUACCGCCCAGCGGUACGACUCACCGCGGCUGGGUGAAGAUAAAAGCUCACCCGCGGCUGGGUGAAGAAGCUCACCCGCGGCUGAGUGAAGAUAGAAGCUCACUCGCGGCUGGGUGAAGAAGCUCACCCGCGGCUGGGUAAAGAUAGAAGCUCACCCGCGGCUGGUUGAAGAAGCUCAUAAUUUUUGCAGAUCUUGUCCCGAGAACGUCCCUCAGAAGGUUGACCUUCCCAUCUUCUGGGUGACCUUCGGGACAGUAAUUUCACUUCGCCACAGUGAAAGAACUUCUUGGCGGAUAAAAAAACUACAAACCACCAGGGCGGGCAAACUGCUAAGCACCAGAAUAUUAGCGCUAUGGCUAAAGGCGUAUUUCUUGCACGGAAGGUAGGUUUGAAACGAGUUGCCUUUGAUGCAUGUUUUUGUUCGCGGCGAACAGCGCGCGCAUGGCAGAAGAACGCGUUUUUAUUAAUUUGAAACUGCGGGUGCUGUUUGAACAUGGUGAGUCGGGGCGAACGAUUUUCAGUUUGAUAAUUUUCAAAAGACGAGGAUCCGACGUUGGAAAAGGCAAAAACACAAGCAGAAGAAGCAAGAGCAUAUGGCCCGCUCAGGUGUUACAAUCUCAAUAGUUACAUAUAGAAACGCAGCUUCUUGAUGCAAAAAGGAGUCCCAGAUCGCACUAGAAACUGGCGAAAUUUGUGUUGGAGAAAGUGGAAUGCUCUGCGAGUCUGUCAUGCUGAUCAUGCAAGACAAAACCCACUCCUGUGUCGUGUUCGCACGGAUGAUCUUUACUGUGUAGCCCGCACAGUCUGAUGUGAUAUGCAAGACAAAAUCCAGAAUUUGUUGUAACAGUUGAGAUUGUAAGAAGACCUGAGCGGGUUAUAAAGCAAGAGCAGAAGCAGCAAAAGAAUAUCAAAUGCAAAAAAUACGUCUGGGUCUGGAAUAAGAGUGCAACGGUUUUGUCAUGCACGUUUUGCAUGACGCAUGGGGUCUGUGAUGCAUGCCCUGGCAUCACAGGUUCUGCGAGAUCUUUGCCAUGCCUUUUCCGCAUGAGAAACUGCCUCUCGGGUUGCUCAAAAGUGGAUAUCUUUAUUGGUAAUUAUGCAACACAGAUUUUUGCUUGAUCCAGAUUUAGCAUGACAAGUUGCAGCCUUCCAGACCCAGAGAUAUUUGCAAUGCAUACACAGAAUUGGGCACGCGUGGGAGGAAGCCAGGCGCGUGCUUCCAAGCUCGAAAAAGUAGAAAGAACGAAGGAAGCAAUUAAGACGCAAGCUAUUCAUUUGCGAGACGAGCUACAAAGGACUAAAGAAGAAUUGGUAUCGCAACAACCAUAUACUUUCGCUAUCCAUGUUGAUGUGUCCUGCUAAUAUAAAUACUUAUUUGCGAUGAGUAGAUGAAGAUGUCUCUUUGUCUCUUUGCGCGCGAAGGUGGUGUUGUCUCCGCAGUCCUCACGGGUUCUGCGUAGACCGUGCAGAAACUCGUCGCGCUUGAUGGCAUUGUCGCUGUAAUGGCAUUCAAAAAAAUGUAUGGUAAAUAAUAUGGUAGCGAGAGUGUGUCUUUUGUUGUGAUUCGCGAAGAAGGAGCAACGCCGGGCUGCCGAAGCCGAGGCUGCGGCGGACCGGGAUCGGCUAGAGCUGGAGAGGAUUGUUGCUGCGGUAGAGGCAGAACGGGACGCUGUUAUGCUGGUGUACUAUCGUGGUGAUCAGUCAGAGCGGAACAGCUUUGCUCUGCAUAAAACCAAGAGGGACAAAGCCUGAAAAAAUGUUGUAGUCCCUGCCGCUCUAGGGGGUCACUUUGGUAGUUGCGGCCCUUACGAGCUUCAGGAGGCCAGUCAUGAAAGUACAUGUAGUGGCGCUUAACUAAUUACUUAUUGCGUAUACUCUGUAUUUACUAGAAGCUGGCCCGCCGCCACCGCUGGCGACGCUUCUGAGGCGCUACCUGAGCUUGCCGGCAGUUGUGUCUGCGCUUUGUUUGCAUGACAACAAGGACGGGCACAGAAGUUCCUUUUUGAAAAGAUCGCGCGCUAUUUGGAGUCCAUAAUCACACAAAACCAGGUAGCGCGACGUAUGCUUCGCAAAUCCGUCCCCCCUCGCUAGUCAAACAAUAGUUGCAUUGCGUUGUUCACGCUGUAUAUGCAUUGCAAAUGUGUCUGGGUGGUCUGGAAAAGUGCAAGGUUUGUGGUCUUGUGGUCAUGUUGCACAUUUUGCAUGACCUAUGAUGUUUGUGAUGUAUACGCUACCAUCAAGACUUUUUGAGGGCUUCUUGAUACCUCUCCUCCAUGAGAAAUGCCCUCGUCCCCGCGAAGCAACGACUGGAGUCUUCUCGCUCACUAAGCCUGAUUCGCUAGCGCAGUCUGUUCGGCAAUGCAAUUUUUUGUAGAUGAAUCCAGAGGCAGCAUUAGACGUUGCACGCUUUCAGACCGUCACAUAUUUGCAGUUGAUAUCAUGCAGGCACGAUAAGGAUAGCGGUUUUGAAAGUUCACCAGCAAGAUCUUAAGAACAAGGAGUAAGUAGUUCGCUUUCUGUGACUGUGGAAGGAGGUCGUUGCGAGGGAUAGUUAGCGGUGAUGAUUUGCAUGCGCCUUUCUGUGCCGACGUGGUACUUAUUUAGAACCCUACUUCGGCAGGCGACGAGCAGUAUUGCAGAAGCGGCGCGCUUUGCACUCGUCGUCGGGAAAGACAGAUCAUUCCCGACAUGCAGACACGAACUGCAGGCUGUGCUUGGGCCUUCAGUGCUUAUUUGUUAUCGAGAAGGGUACGCUGUGGGACCUAAAAAACAACGGUUUCCGCUCCUGUAGCCUCAAAAACCAGCGCGGCCGCCGGAGAGUACUCCCAUGGUGAUUGGCCUUGUAAAUGUCACGCGAUUUGCCUCUUGUGGCGACGCAGUCCGCUCGUGAUUGUGUUUGCUUUGGCUAAGCGUUUCAAAACAACACAAAAACGAGCGAAGUGGCAGAGUCCCGUGCUGUUUGCCGCCGGAUUGGGAGGCGCGGCAAACCGGCGCACAUUUCGCGCGGACUUUGCCUCGCGGAUUUUCUGGCCCGAUUUGGUCCGCCUCGGAGGGCCUUCCCCCGACGGCACUACCUCGAUUUCGGGAGAGGAUUCCACAGAGGAUUCCGGAGAGGAUUCCAAAAUCCUCUCCGGAAUCCUCUGGCCCAAUUUGAGCCGUCUUUCGCGCCCUUUCCCCGAUGCUACGGCCCCGAUUUCGGGAGAGGAUUCCACAGAGGAUUCCGGAGAGGAUUCCAAAAUCCUCUCCGGAAUCCUCUGGCCCAAGUUGAGCCGUAUUUCGCGCCCUUUCCCCGACGGCACGGCCUCGAUUUCGGGGGAGGAUUCCACAGAGGAUUCCGGAGAGGAUUCCAAAAUCCUCCCCGGAAUCCUCUGGCCCAAUUUGGGCCGUCUUCCGCGCCCUUCCCCCGAUGGCACGACCUCGGUUUCGGGGGAGGAUUCCACAGAGGGUUCCUCAGAGGAUUCCAAAAGCCCCUCCGGAAUCCUCUGGCCCAAGUUGAGCCGUCUUUCGCGCCCGCUCCCCGACGGACAAAGCCGAUGGUCUGUUAGUUUUCCCAACGUGCAGACACGAAUUGGCUGCUAGGACAUGCUUGGGCUUUAAGUGUGUAUUGGCAUUGCAGGGGGGAUUCGGUUGCGACGGAUAGCAAUCAACGGACAGCUUCAAGAAGCAGAAAGACGACUGGGCCUCGCCGGGCAGCAGCAAGCAGAGCUGGAAGGUUCCCUGGCUCGUGCAGGUGCUGGCAGUGCCGCCGCAGCUGCCGAGCUUGACGCGACCCUGCGCAAGAACCAAGAAGAUCUGGCGGCCGCCAACCAACGCGCACAGGCGGCAAUCGGCGUGCAGAAAGCGGCUGAGGAGAGGAGUGCGCAACUGGGGCAAAAGAUGGAGGCCCUCGAGAAGGAGUUAGUAGCGGCGAAAGGAGCGAUGAGCGGGUGGUUGGGUAAUCCACCUUCGUUAUCUUCGUUGGAUCACAUUUCUCUGGCGGACUUCCUAUCCGCGUUCCGCCAAGAGCUGGCUUCGGAGUUCUCUGCAAAGGACCAGAAGAUCAGAAGCUUGGAAUCGCAACUGCAGCAGGCGAAGGCGGAGGCGGCGAGGCUGCGGGUUCCACCAAUCAGGAAUUUCGAUCUUGCUGCUCGGUCCGAAGACGGAGAUGACGACCUAGAAACUCCUCGUUCUAUUUCUCCGGAACUCUCAUCCCGAACCCGAUUCCUACCCAGAACACCAAUCGUGUCCACCUCCCCGUAUUUGGUGUCGUGUAUUCGUUCAUGCAUGAUCAUUAUAAAUAUGUGGCAGAACAAUAGUUUCGACGUGACUGCAAGUGCAGUCGGGAAAAUAAGUACGUAAAAUGAUGCAGCCGGCGUCCACGCUAUACUCGUGUCGAAAACUAGUUUUCUUUUUCAUCGUGGCUCGUUAUCUUGACAUAGAUACUUAGCUGGGGCCAUCGUUGUAUUUUCUUUUUCCCGCAAUAUUCCACUGUCGUUUUUCAUGUUUUCCCGCGACUGUUUUGGUGCAGACUCCUUCCCGCUUCGCUGGAGCUCGCCAUGUAGUUGCCACCGACCCCGCCCUGCUGGGUCCCGCGAGGCGGGAAGACAGCGCUCAUUCUCGACGGUUUUCCCCCGCCGACAAGGGCGUGGUGGGAAGUUAAAGAGCCUCCGGCUGCUAUGACGCAAUGCGGUGAUUUUUUUGUCUUUCCUGCAAGAGUGCCAGCCGCGGUGACCGCUGGGUAGCUGGUAACGGCCUCUAGUUGCAUGUCACUCGAGCAGCAAGGCAAGCAAAGUCCAGGUAGGUAACCUCGCAGCACAGCAGACUUGGUAAACUGGAAGGGCAGGAGCAAAGCAAUAAAUGUAGCGCGCUAGUACAUACAAGUGCGACCUCAAGGGGGGGGUGGCGUUCCUCGUUGGACUGCUUUCGCUCAUUAAAGUAGAGUCAGCAAGAACACUCCUGAUAGCAUCCCGCCUCGGAAUCGUAACCUCUAGGCACAACGAUUGGCGGGAAAGCUUUCGGCGGUUUUGCUGUUUGCGGCAUGCGGUUUCCGAAGUUGCUGUGCAAUACUCAGUGUACUGACAAUAGAUACGCGCAGCAGUGAGUCGUGCUGCAUCAAAUACAUCAUGGUGGACACGGGUUCUUUCUUGUCGAUGGCCACAACUCAUAUUUGAAGUGCUCGGGGACGCCAAGCGCGCCGCAGAGGAGAACGCGCAGAGAGCUGCAGCAGAUGUUGCCCGCCUAAGAGCCGUGAUCGCCGGUGGAAGCCAGGACGCUUCACAAGAGCAGCUGGAGGCAGCGAAAACAGCGGCAUCAGAGGCCUUGGUGCGGUUCGAGAAGGCGGGGAACGCUGAAGAGGUUGCUCGCAAGCUCUUCGAAAUGAGUGAACAACUAGCGCGCGAUCUCGAAAAGGCACAAGAAAGUCACGAAAAUUUGGAGGCCGAGCUCGCCGAGGCCAGAUCCGCAACGGAAAGUGCUAAGCUCGCCGAGGCGCAGCUCACCGAGCAGGCCAAAGAACUCCAGCGCAACGUCGCGGAACGUGAGGCAGAGUGCGAGAAGUUGCUGGGCGGGCUCGCUGAACAGGAUGAACGAUUGGCGCAGGAAAAAACUGCCGGACAGCAAGCUGCGGCACAGCUGCAACAGCUGUCGAACGGAAUCACGGAAAAAGAUGCGAAAAUUGCAGAGCUUCGCGCGCAGCUCGACGCACUCAAAGGAGAGAAAGAGGCAGCGAACACCGCUCACCGCAACGCACUGGAAGGCAUGGCGCGGAGUACAACCGAACAGGAGAGACUCGCCGCCGCAUUACAGGCGCACGAACAACAAGUGGAGCAACUUAACGCGUUCAUUCAGGCCGCAGUCGCGAAAGAAACGGAGGCGGCAGAGCGGCUGCGGUCUUCCCAGGAAGUCGCGAGCGCCCGCCAGCAGCAGCUACAAACGGCGAUGAGCAUGGUGGCGAGGGGGUUGCACGAGUCGGGGAUUCAGACUCCGCCUUCAUGGAUGUCGAGCGCCGAUCUGGCCACGUUGCAGGAGGUGUACCAGCGGGGAAUGGCGUCGAAGCUCACCGCCGAGAAAGAGCAGUCGGACAUAUCCUAUGUAAAAACGCCCCCAAGACGACCCCAUAGUCAAGAUGGAAAAUUUGCUAGGCAAAUCAGCCAGCUUCGGUUGCUACGAGUGACCACAGUUUUAGCCUCGUAGUGUAAUUUAUUAUCCUGUCGAGCUAGUAGAUCCAGCUCCAGCAGCAUCUUCGCAGUCCCAGCAAAUCGCCCUGCGUCGAGCAUCGCAAACUCCAAAACACGACUUCUAGAGAAUGUGUCUCGUCGGGUUCCGCAUAAGAAACAUCUUGACCAUGCAGAUUUGCAUGACAAGAACUCUGGGGUACCAAAGUGUAGUUUCGCAUUUUGUUUAGCAUGACAACUCUGGGGUCGUGGGGACGUUUUUCCAUAGGAUGCGAGAGCUUGCUGUCGAAGCUGAACGGGGCGCAGCAGUGGGCUGCACAGAAUGCUAUCAAAUGCAAAAGUGUCUGGGUCUGGAAGAGUCAUUCUGUUUUUGCAUGACAGAGGACGGCGCAGAAGGUCUGGCGUGGAAGCUCUAGCGUUACAGGUUUCCGCGAGAAGCGUUCUCAAUGCCGAAUACGCAUGACAAGUCCCUGACUUUGGUGACAGAAAGUGGGCAACUUUUGCUGGCUACUUAUGCAUGACAGAUGUUUCUGUGUUCCUGUUCUCAAAUGCGCACUCAUACAAGUUUGUACUCUUCCAGACCCAGACACUUUGGCACUUGAUAGAUUCGGAGCAGAUGGAGCAGAAUUUCCACCAGCAGUACGAGGCUCUGCGAACCACAAACGCGCAACUUCGCGCAAAAAUCCAAAUUGAGGCGGGCAAGACUCGGGAUGCGGAGAACAGAGCCGCACAAGCGGCCGCGGGAAUGCAAGCGGCGGAAAACGCGGAAGCCGCCGCCAACCAGCAGGUGCAGGCGGUGAGCAACCAGGUCGCGGCCGUGCAAGCGCAGGCCCAGUAUGAAAUGCAAAAAUCCCUGGGUCCUCUGGAAGAAUGCAACUUGUAAUGCUGUAUUUGGAUGUCUGAAAAAUUUGUGUUGCAUGAGCAGCAAAAGGAUUCUGAUUUUUGCUACGCGAGGAGGGCAUUUGUCAUGCGGAAUAGGCAAAAGAAUCCCUCAGCAAAUAACCUGUGGCGCUAGGGCAUGCGUCACAGAUCGAUCAAGGCUCACGCAAACCGUGCAUGACAAGUCUCAGAAUCUUCCAGACCCAGACACUUUUACAUUUGAUACCCAGCAGGCGGAAGCGAAACUGCAGAACCAGAAAAACGCGAAGCCGGCCGUCGCCCGGGCUGCAGCCUUAUCCUGUGCAAGAGUAUCGUACUCGUAUUGCAAUCAUGCAUUACAAAUCUUUUUCUUAAGGUAAAUUCGCAUUACAAAUUUUAUUUCUCAUGCUGAGGAAAUUUGUAAUGCAUUUAUACGAAUGCGAUACUUUUGCAGUUCAUAAGCCUCGGCAACAAGCAACGUCGCGGUUUCUGGCAACGGGGAGUGUUGCUGA